This is a messenger RNA of Podarcis lilfordi (Lilford's wall lizard), 10706 nucleotides long. NCBI's taxonomy places the organism in Eukaryota, Metazoa, Chordata, Lepidosauria, Squamata, Lacertidae. The record is from the annotation of a GenBank genome assembly.
AUGAGAGCAGAACAAGGAGACCCGUUGGCUGUCGGUCUGCAGUUGGAGGCCGCGCUGGAGAACCAAGUGAAGACAGAAGACUCGCAAGACGUGGUCGGCCCCAAAGCGGUGGCCGUGGACCUGUCUGCCGCCCAGGCUGGGAGCAGUAGAGGAUGCUGGGAAAGAAACGGAGCAGCGGUUGUCCUGAGCGAGGAGGAUGCAAUCCCCUUAGACGCGCCUCUGCACCAGAUGCUGAAUUCGACUUGGCCCACGAAGGAACAACCCCUAGCUGAAGAAAUGCAGAGCUUCGUGGCGAGGUUGAGUGACGGAGAGGCUUGUAUCCCAACCGCUGGCCUGGCCAAAGAUUUCCUCAUGAAGAAGCAAGAAGAAGAUGAUCAGGUGAGCGAGUUGCAUCCUGGUAUUUUUCCAAGUGAUUAUCUGGUGCCGCAGGUGGGUGACAAGUAGUGCAUUCUUUCUUUAAAAAAAUGUUUAGGGGUACUCUCAUUUUGACUCAAGAAAACCACCAUUUUAUAGUUCAAAUUGGGAAAAAUAAAUACAGUCAAUGGACAAAAGGCCACCAUCAGGGGUAGCAAUGGAACUGGCGAUUCACUGUGCUAGAGAAGAAACUUAAAAAAAUAAUAAUAGUUUAUUCUCCCGUUAGAUUCACAAAAUGUUUAGGGGUAUGUGUACCCCUGCGUCCUCCCAGAAAAAAAGCACUGGUAACAAGUAGAUAAAUAGGUACCGCUCUGGCGGGAAAGUAAAUGGCGUUUCUGUGUGCUGCUCUGGUUCACCAGAACCGGUUUAGUCAUGCUGGCCACAUGACCCGGAAGCUGUACGCCGGCUCCCUCGGCCAGUAAAGCAAGAUGAGUGCUGCAACCCCAGAGUCGGCCACGACUGGACCUAAUGGUCAGGGGUCCCUUUACCUUUACCUUUAACAGGUAUGCUGGUCAUCUUAGUCGGGCGAUUCUCAAAUGUUUCACUGUGGCAGGAGUCUCCACUGUUAAGCAAAACAGUGUAAAACAGCAGUCAAAUAUUUUAAAAUGAUUUUCUGAAAGUGCUUAAUACUGCUAAUGGUACCAAAUGAAGUAAGGCUGAUUUAAAAAAAAACUUUUAUUUUUAGAUCAAUUUUGUUCUGAAUUUAACAAUAUUACAAACCACUGGUUUAGGGUGAACAAUUAAUGAAAGUGGUGGGAAGGAAGAGAAUUGAUUACUGGGAAGCCAGCAAGGAAGAGCCAGCCCAGGGCAGCAAUGUUUGAAAGCAGAAAACCUAAGGCUUUGAGAAAGUUUGUUGCCAGUUUCCUGAUCUCGCAAUCCUUUGCGUUACUUUGGGUGGUGCCACAGAGAAGGCCCUGCAUGCCCAAUAUCUGGCAGUUGUUUCAGGAGCAGGGCCCCCGUUGGAAGACUGGAGUGGACCGGUCAGGCUUAUGCGUGAAGAGCUGGCCCCUUUUAUUUUCCUGACUUAGAGGGGGGGGGUCCCCUCUCUUUGUUUUUGGUUUUUUUUUUCAAUUCAUAUUGGUUUUUAUUAAAUCUGCAUACAGAACAUUGAUGCCCUCUCUUUGUUCUGUGUACAGGUGGCAUUCAUGGACGUGGCUGCUGACUCGUCCCAGGCAGGAGCUCCAUCAGACAUUUUGCAGAGGCCCCUGUUCAGAGUGAUGGCGCAGGAAAAUGAUGGCGACACAGAUUUUCUUGGUAAGAAUUUCUGGUGCUUGAAGGUCCCUGGAUCACCUAUAUACAGUGGUGCCUCGCAAGACGAAAUUAAUCCGUUCCGCGAGUCUCUUCGUCUUGUGGUUUUUUCGUCUUGCGAAGCACGGCUAUUAGCAGCUAUUAGCGGCUUAGCGGCUAUUAACGGCUUAGCGGCUUUAAGAAAAAGGAAACAAACUCGCAAGAACUCCCAAGACGUUUCGUCUUGCGAAGCAAGCCCAUAGGGAAAUUCGUCUUGCGGAACGACUCAAAAAACGGAAAACCCUUUCGUCUAGCUAGUUUUUCGUCUUGCGAGGCAUUCGUCUUGCAGGGCACCACUGUAUUUUGGAAGGUUGGACCAACUUUCCCAAAAUGUAUUCUUUCUAUCGCUUGAGGCUCCUACUCUUAAUAAGAUGUUAAUUUAGCCAUCAUAGCAAAGUAACAUCAUUUAUAGCUCCUUGUCUUGCUCUUUUGUGGAAUUCAAUAUACGAUUCAGCAGCAACAAUAUAAGGGUUUUGUUACAUUUAUCUUUACCUUACCCUGUAAUUCAAGAGUCUAGUCACUAUUUAAAAAACCUUGAACCUGUAACAGUGAAUCAAAAAACUGCGGUUAACAUUUGUACCGCAGACCAGAAUGUUUUUCCAAUUCUCAUUUGAUGGGUGAGUGUUAACAGUUGUCCUUGCAACCCAAACUUUUUAGUUAUCCUUACUUCUGGAAGCCUUCCAGUUCAAGCACGAUGGACUGGAAAGCGAUACCUUCCUUUGUUCUUUUAAUGGAGAAUCCUUAACGAAACAUUGAGCAUUAGCACAGUGGAGAGAGACCGUGUGUUAAUCCAGAAGAGUAAGCCUAGUUUUGUCAUUGGGAUCAUCCCAGCCAUUUUGUUCUGGUAAAAUGAGCAAUUAAUUAUUGCUUUGAGUGCCACACCUCAUUCCAGGUGAAAGAUAUAGUUUAGUGAUUGAAUUAGAAUAAAUGGAGUAUGUUGUUACGUGGUGUACGUAAGAAUACGUUUUUAUGUUGUGAACCGUCCCAUGAUCUUCGGAUGAAGGGUGGUACGCAAAUUAUUAUUAUUUGAUUACAUUUUAUUAAGUUACAGUGUUUUUAACAUACACAGUCAAAACAAAAUUUCAUCUUUUCUCUUACUUUUAUCAACUUCUCACCCCAUUUUCCAUGUUCUUGCUCCUCCCCUUUUGCCCUUUAUCGUCUAUCUAUUAAAUCAUAACUACAGUAUAAUAAUCUAAUUACUUCUGUAGCUCAUAGCUCAAAUCCUGCUCACAAGUUCAUCAUACUAUAAUAUUUCUUUAUAAUAGUCUGAAAAGGCAUCCGUUCUUCCUUAAAACAGCAUUAGAUUCUCUAAAUUUGGCCAGUUCUGUAUAGUCUAUUAUCCUACAAAUUGAAUAAAUAAUUCUAACAAUUUUUGUGCACUCAAAACAGGUUCGCAGCUUAUCAAAGUAUGUUUUGUCUUUCUUUCUUUCUUUCUUUCUUUCUUUCUUUCUUUCUUUCUUUCUUCUUUACAUCUCUCAACACAUUUUAGAGUUAUUUCUUAUCUAGCACACCAAUAAUGACAGGAGUCGAGUGCCACGUUUUAAAUGUGUUGAGAGGGUAACUGCCUUGUCAUCGUGUUGUCUGCUUUGCAGGUGGAGAGCUGUUUGCUGAAAUAAGUCAUGGCUCAUCUUCAUUUUGUGCUGGGAUAGAAACAGAUGCUAUGGAUUCCGAUCAGGUAAGGCAAAGACCCUCAAAGGGACUUCCUUUUGUUACACACACACACCCUGGAGGUCCACAUUUGGCCCUUGAGUCUUAGGCUCCCUCAGUGCUUUAUUCUGGGGGGAUGCAGGGGAGAAGAAACCAAAAAAAUUAAAGUUUUUAGUUUUUUCUCUAGCACGGUGAAUCGUCAGUUCCGCUGCUACGCCUGAUGGCGGCUUCAUUUCCUUUCCCGGUGUUUCCUAAGUCUCAGACGGAAGCGGGCGUUUAAUGUGUGAAGCAAUGUAGAAUGUGGAUGUGUGGUGUUUUACUGAUGAAAGUUUGGCCUCGUUGAGGGGCAGUAUUUCAAUAUGAGUAAUGCAUGUUCUUUGUCCAUUUACUGUCUUUAUUUCCCCCCCGAUUUGAACUAUAAAAUGGUGAUUUUCUUGAGUCAAAAUGAGACAACCCGUAAACAUUUUUUUAAAAGAAAAAAUAGCAUUUGAAUGAUAAUAGUAGUAAUAAAAUAAAAUUAAUAUAAGGGGGGGGGGGGGAGAAAAAAUAGCGCUGGGUUCUCCAAUCCUGGGAUACAGGGAAGUGGAAAGUUUUCCACCUUGCGUGGGACUCUUUGUGAGAAUGACUUCCCGCCAUCCCCACUUCCUUCCAGGGGCCUGUGACCUUUGAGGAAGUGGCUGUGCAUUUCACGGAGGGGGAGUGGGGCCUGCUGGACCCAGACCAGAGAGCCCUCUACAGGGACGUCAUGGUGGAGAACUAUGGGAACGUCGCCUCUCUGGGUAAGGAUCCCUUCGCUCUUUGGUGGAGGGACACUGAGGAAGGACUUGCAGCCCCUGUGGCAGAGAAUCGGGCCUUGCAUGCAGAAGGUCCCAGGUUCAGUUCUGGGCUGCGAAUGUUCCCUGCCUGAAACCCUUAAAGGCUGCUGCCAGUCAAUGUAGGCGGUGUUGAAACAGGUGGACCAGUGGUCUGGCUUGGGACAAAGCAUCUUCUUAUAAUUCUAUCACGUCUCUGGGUGAAGUCAUCUCAAAUAUGUCAGCUGGAUAGCUCAGUUGGUUAGAGCUGAGAGCCAGUGUGGUGUAGUGGUUAAGAGCGAUAGACUCGUAAUCUGGGGAACUGGGUUCGAUUCCCCGCUCCUCCACAUGCAGCUGCUGGGUGACCUUGGGCUAGUCACACUUCUCUGAAGUCUCUCAGCCUCACUCACCUCACAGAGGGUUUGUUGUGGGGAGGAAGGGAAAGGAGAAUGUUAGCCGCUUUGAGACUCCUUCGGGUAGUGAUAAAGCGGGAUAUCAAAUCCAAACUCUUCUUCUUCUUCUUCGAUCCCCGUAUGGGACAGCUGCAUAUUCCUGCAUUGUAAGGGGGUUGAAUUAGAUGAUCCCCAGGGUCCCUUCCAACUCUGAUUCUAUUUUGAGCCAUUCUUUAUUGAGACAUAGGGAUGCAGAUGGCGCUGUGGGUUAAACCACAGAGCCUAGGGUUUGCCGAUCAGAAGGUUGGCGGUUCGAAUCCCCGUGACGGGGUGAGCUCCUGUUGCUCCUGCCAACCUAGCAGUUUGAAAGCACAUCAAAGUGCAAGUAGAUCAAUAGGUACUGCUCCAGUGGGAAGGUAAACGGUGUUUCCGUGCGCUGCUCUGGUUUGCCAUGCUGGCCACAUGACCCAGAAGCUGUACGCCGGCUCCCUCGGCCAAUAAAGCAAGAUGAGCACCGCAACCCCAGAGUCGGCCACGACUUGGACCUAAUGGUCAGGGGUCCCUUUACCUUUAUGUUGAGACAUAAGGAAGGGCCACAGCUCACUGGUAGAGGCAGGCAGGACAUCCCAGCUUCAAUCCCCAAUAUCUUGAGAGGCGUCCAAGCCUACAGAGGACAGAUGAACAGACCACUUUCUAAAAUAAGUAGCAGAUAAUUGCUAACAGCCAUUGACCGAUCUCUCUAACCCUCAAGGUGAGGAACUUCCUGGCCUGCAGAACCUGCAAGACCCUAAACUCCCAUCUUCCCUGAUUGCUGCCCAUGCUGGCUGCAGUGCGGAUGGGAACUGGAGUCCAAGAAAAUCUGAAAGCCUGCAGCAGAUUCCCCUUCAGUCCCUCAGUUAGAAGAUCUUGCCUUCCCAAAUAUUGUGCUGGAGUGGCAGUGGCCAGGGUAGUUUCAGAGUGGCUGGUUUGAAGUUCCUCAAGAAAGCCAGAAAUAAUAGCUUUGGUGUGUGUGAUGGGCUUUUUUCAUUCUUCUCCAGAAGGACCUCCGGUUCCUAAACCUGAUCUCAUCUCCUGGUUGGAAGAAAAAGAAGAGAUAUUUGACCAGAACUCUGAAGAAGGAGAACAACCAACAGGUAGAUUCUUAAUUGCAGCAUUUGGGACCUUUUAGGGGGGCAGGCGGGGCUUGUCAACCUGGGAAGGUAGCCCAUCUAGGAGAAGGAAACUCUGAUCCUCCCUGGUUUUUGCUGCCAAGGAUUGACUUAGCAUGUCUUCCAAACCCGGGGCUCGUGAUUAAGCUCCUUCCCUUGGUCAUAGUUCAUGGUUACUGAGGAACAAGGUUAUGUCCUUAGGUAGGAGAGAGCUUUACCACGAGGCCCAGUUUGGAGGCCACGCUGAGCCAAACCAUGGCUGAGCUCUGGACAGCAAACGCAGCUAGAAGGAGCAAAGCAAAAAGCAGCUGUGAGGUCCUUUUCAGGAGCUUCUCCAAGCCAAGUUUUGGCCUGGCCUGUUGUGUGAACCAGGCCACCGUCUGAUUCGUGAGGCAUCUCCCCAGGGUUUGGGGGGGAAAUCUCGUGGUUUAAGGUGCCAUUUUCCCCUUACGAUCUUCUUGGUCUCCUAUUUCAGUGGCCGAUCUCUGGGGGAGCGAACACAGCGGGGGACCGGCUGAAGUGGCUCCGAAAGAGAGCGAGAUGGAGGAGCCGAAGGAAAACGUUGGCAAUGGAAGAGAAGCCGAGACGCCUGAGGGAAAUCAGCCGAGAGAGACAUGGCAGAAGGAAUCAGCUGGUAGAUUUACUUAUUUGAAGAUUCAUAUCCUGGUUUUCUGUCCAAUUCAGACAGAAAGUGAUCUGUUCUCCCUUCCCCCUCGCUACAGAUAACGCGACUGGGACCUCCCUCAGCAUAGAGGACUCCCAAGACGAAGGCAUUUUGUUGGAAGAGCCACUCGAGGCACAACCAGGAGGAUCCCAAGAGGGCAUUUCUUUUGUGGCUGAAGCUGCAGAGAGUGAGUGUCCGCUACGAGCCAGGAUGGGGCCCCUCUGCCUUCCCACCAGAUGCUGUUUGACUGUGGCCACAUCUGUACCAGACAACCAAAGUGGUCUUAUCCCGUUUUAAACAAGCCAUGUUUCUUUUCUCUUUUUGAAAUAAUUUUUAUUUGGUUUAAAAAAAUAGAAACUUACAACAAAAUCAAUUAAAAGUCCAUAUAAAGAGAUUGCCCCAAAUCUCAAGAUUUUCCCCCACCAUCCCUUCCAUGGGUCCUAAUGUCAAUAUUUACAACUGCAUAUCAAUCCAUUAUCCACUUUUUUUUAUCCAUCCAAAUUGCCCAUAGUCUUUGUUACCUUACAAGUGAGGUUAAAAUCCUGCUAAUGUUUUCAUCUUCUUACAAUGGUCUCCUGAAUAAUAAUAAUAAUAAUAAUAAUUUAUUAUUUGUACCCUGCCCAUCUGGCUGGAUUUCCCCAGCCACUCUGGGCAGCUUCCAUAGAAACAAAAAAUACAGUAAAAUAUCACAGAUUAAAAGCUUCCCUGAACAGGGCUGCCUUAAGAUGUCUUCUGAAUGUCAGGUAGUUAUUCAUCGCUUUGACAUCUGAUGGGAGGGCGUUCCGCAGGGCGGGCGCCACCACCAAGAAGGCCCUCUGCCUGGUUCCCUGUAGCCUCACUUCUCGCAAUGAGGGAACCGCCAGAAGGCCCUCGGAGCUGGACCUCAGCGUCCAGGCAGAACGAUGGGGGUGGAGACGCUUAUAAAUUAUAAUUUCCCCCCAUUCUUUUUCUAAAGUUCUUGUCCUCUUGGUUCCUAAAGCUUUCCAGUUAAUUUUGGCAUUUCAGCGUAGUCCAUCAACUUGGUUUGCCAUUCUUCCCUGUUUGGGAUUGUUUCUUCUUUCCCUCUCAGAAGCCAUGUUCGUUGAGGGGUGCUGAUAGUUAUUAAGAAGCACAGCCCUUCUCUUCCCAGAGAUACAAUUCCCUGAGUUCGAUAGGAAGAGGGAUUGACUGUUAAGCCAUGCUGGGAGUGGGGGUUCUGAGAGGGGAGCAGGGCCCUCCCCACAGUUCUUAGUAAACCACACUUCCCAAGAUUUUUUGGGAGAGGACAUGAUGGUUUCUACACAAACUCUCACCCACCGCCUCCGGCCUUCAUCCAGGCAAUCAGGUGGUAACACCAGAGUUCAAGGAGGGUGCAAGGUAGGGUUGGUCAGGGGUGUUGCCUGUGAGGUAACUGGGGGGGGGGGCUUGGGAGGGGCAUUUGGCACCAAGGCAUGAGGCACCCAUUGUUGGAUUAGGGUAGCGAUGACAUGGAGCUGCCCCCGUCUGACCCCAGGUGUGUUUUGGUGGUUAGAAUGGCAGGCUGGGACCUGUGACUCCGGAGUCCAAAUCCACACUCGGCCAGGAAGCUCACUGGGGUGACUUUGGGCCAGUCACUUUCUCUUGGCCUAAUUUACCUCGCAGAGUUGUUGUGGGAUAAAGUAGAGGUGGGGGGGGGCAGGUAUAACACUUGAAACACCUUGGAGGAAAGGAAAGGAUAUAAAUUUAAUAACAAUACAGUGGUACCUCUGGAUGCGAACGGGAACCAUUCCGGAGCCCCGUUCGCAUCCUGAGUAGAACAUAAUACGCGACUGAGCGUGCGCGGGUCGUGUUUUGCCGCUUCCGCGUUCACGUGAUGUCAUUUUGAGCGUCCGUGCAACGGAACCCGGAAGUAACACAUUACAUUACUUCUGGGGUGCCGUGGAGCAUAACCUGAAGCAUAUUUAACCCAAGGUAUGACUACAGUGGUACCUUGGGUUAAGUACUUAAUUCGUUCUGGAGGUCCGUUCUUGACCUGAAACUGUUCUUAACCUGAAGCACCACUUUAGCUAAUGGGGCCUCCUGCUGCUGCUGCCAUGCCGCCGGAGCAUGAUUUCUGUUCUCAUCCUGAAGCAGAGUUCUUAACCUGAGGUACUGUUUCUGGGUUAGCGGAGUCUGUAACCUGAAGCGUCUGUAACCUGAGGUACCACUGUAGUCAGUUGAGGAACACAGGAAGCUGUCUUAUACCAAGUCAGAUCCUUGGUCCACCCAGCUCAGUAUUGUCUUCCCUGACUGGCAGCAGCUCUCCAGGGUUUCAAACCUGGAUGGCCAUCUGUCAUGGAUGUUUAAGCUGAGAUUUCUGCAUUGCAGGGGGUUGGACUGGAUGACCCUUGGGGUCCCAACCAGAGCUGUCAACGUUUCCCUUUUUUAAAGGGAAAUUCCCUUAUUCUGAAUAGGAUUCUUCGCAAGAAAAGGGAAAAGUUGACAGCUAUGGUCCCAACUUUACAGUUCUAUGAUUCUGUAAGUGGGAGUCUCUCCCAGCCCUGCACAGAGAUGUCAGGAUUUGAGCUUGGGACUUUCUGCAUGCAAAGCAAGUCUACCACCGAUCUGUGGUAUCUUCCUUUUUUUAUUAUUAUAAUUUUUAUUAAAUUUCUUUUUUACAUUUUAGAAUAUUCACUUAAACAACCUUAAAACAUCAGUGACUUCCGUUCCUCUCUUUCCAUGAUUCAUAUUGCACAACAUAAAUCCCUGUGUAUUUUAUAUAAACUAAACCAUUCAGUAUUCCAUUAUAACAUCCACCCAAACUUAUUUACACUGUUGAAUUUAUCUUCAUGCUGUCCACAUUUUCAGAUAUACACAAUUUUCCUCCGUAUAUUCAAUAAACAUUUUCCAAUCAUCUUUAAAUGUAUGUUCUUGUUCUCUUCUAUAUGUUAGGUCCACAAGCUGCGCAUGUUCCAUCAGUUUCAGUUGGCAUUCUUCUUUAGUUGGGACUUUGCUUGUUUUCUAUUUUGGGGCUAACAGAACACAAGCCGCAGUAGUGGCAUAAAUAAAUAACCUUCCCAGGUGUCAAAAAGGUUGUGGUCUCUUCCCUUAAAGAUGCCAAAGGGAUCUACAGGCAAAAGAACCAUUUUUCAGCUCUUUGUUCUUCGCAGAAAUAGACUUGGUGCGAUUUCACAGAGUUUGAAUCUUUUAUAUUUCCUUCACUUUUGUAUUGAUCUCUCUCUCUCCCUCUCUACUAGGUGAUGGCUGGGAGAGCGAGAGUGAAUGGGAACCAUACGGAGUGUUGUCAGACGAUACAGAGGAUGAAGAUAAUGUUGGAGAUCGAGGAGGACUAGAGCAAAACGGGGACGACCAAACAGAAGAAGACUGGCGGGAUAAACCCAAUUGCCAGGGCAGCGACUUCAACGGGUUGCCAGCUCCGGCGAAAGUUUACAAAGGCAAAAGAAAAAACCAGUGCAAGGUUUGCGGGAAGAGCUUCACGCGCAAGGCGAGCCUUAAGGUGCAUCAGAGAAUCCACACGGGGGAGAAGCCCUACAAGUGCACAGUCUGCAGCAAAGGCUUUUGCGACAAAACCAGCUUUCUUAGACAUCAGAGAAUCCACACGGGCGAGAAGCCGUACAAAUGCCCCGAGUGCGGGAAGAGCUUUAACCGGACCACAAAUCUCAUUACGCAUCAAAAGACGCACGUGGAGACCAGGGAGAAGACAUUCCACUGCUCGAGCUGCAGCAAGAGCUUUUACAACAAGUACAGUCUCAAGACUCACUGGCGCAGCCACACGGGGGAAAAGCCCUACAAGUGCUCCAGCUGCAGCAAGAGUUUCUGCGACAAGUCAAACCUGGAGGCCCACUGGCGGGUGCACACGGGCGAGAGGCCCUUUGAGUGCACGGAAUGCGGGAAGAGCUUCAGCGACCGCAGGACCCUCCUCCGACAUCAGAGAAUCCACACCGGGGAGAAGCCCUACAAAUGCACGGAAUGCGGGAAGAGCUUCAACGACCUGGCCACGCUGCUCCGCCACCAGAAGAUCCACACGGGUGAGAAGCCCUAUCGGUGCACCGAGUGCGGGAAGAGCUUCAACCAGAGCUCUCACCUCAUCCGCCACCAGAACACGCACGACGCCCAGCGCCACAAAGGCCGGUCGCGCAAGGCCAAGGCUGCGGUCGGAGCCAAUAUCUUUUUGGACAUCACUCAGAGCUUCACUCCAGAGAGCAUCGGCUUCACGCAAGAGAACUAUUACGGAUAUGCUCACCCUGCGGAAACGUUUCACUGGCCCAUUACGUCUUACGCACCCUCGGCGGAGGCCGGAGAAGGUGGGGUACCCAACCUGUGGACAAUCGAGGAGACUUCCGUCGGAGAUCAAGCCAUCCUAGUCAUGAAAGAGUUAACCGAGGACAGGACCUUGACGCUGUGA